Messenger RNA from Coccinella septempunctata (seven-spotted ladybird), 4071 nucleotides. RefSeq names its product AT-rich interactive domain-containing protein 5B-like. NCBI's taxonomy places the organism in Eukaryota, Metazoa, Arthropoda, Insecta, Coleoptera, Coccinellidae. The transcript has 8 exons. The record is from RefSeq and is a predicted model, not a curated record. Gene Ontology annotation, biological process: regulation of transcription by RNA polymerase II. Gene Ontology annotation, cellular component: nucleus. The coding region runs from base 185 to 3118 and encodes 977 amino acids. Gene Ontology annotation, molecular function: transcription cis-regulatory region binding.
AGGAAAGGGAAAGACACCUCCUCCCUACUCCCUGUGUGUGCGCCAGUAUCAACGAACACUUCCGAUGUCUACCGACUGUAGGUCUGUAUCGUGACGUCACAUAAUUAGAGUAAAUACAAAGUAGACUAUGAUGGUGUCAGCGUGUUUUUCUUGUGAAGUUUUCUGUGAUGAAUUGUAAAUAAAAAUGGAUAAUAAUGUGGUUCAGUUUAUAGGCGCUUCAUGCGGACAGCAUGGGCCGUAUACCUUCUACAAAGCUUUCAAAUAUAAAAAGAACGGUGUAAAUAGAAUAGUGACUUUGGGUGAAUUUUUUUUUGUGAAACUGUGGAUCGACUCUGACUUAUUGUGCAUAGGGGAAUUGCAGUUGUUAUGGAUUGAUAAGAACAGUGAACAAGUUUUGGCCAGCCUGAGACUGUAUUUUUUGCCCGAAAAUACACCAGAGGGUCGAAUGGACCACGGAGAGGAUGAAGUACUGGCCAUAGCAGAGAAGGUGGUGCUCAGAGUGGAAGAUUUGGUCACGUGGAUAACGGUGGACGCUGAAUGGACGUGGGGGAGGUUAGGAAGAUGCGGCAAACAAGUGAAAGAACCACCUGACGGAGAAAACGAGGAAGUGGGCCCUGUAUCUCUUUCAGAGAGCUCCCUUGACUUCACAGAUGUAGAUAAAGAAAAACUCGUCUUAGAAAACGAAGAGGGGGACUUUGGCCCCUCCGUGGUGAUCCUCAGCUACCCCAAGUACUGCCGCUACAGGGCUAUGAUGAGACGACUGGAGGGUGUGGAGGACGAGUACCUCAAGCACACGAUAGUCAAGGCUCUCGGGGGCUUCUCUUGUUGCGGCAAAAACACCAGGGUGAUGUUUUGCAGGGACACGUUCGAGUACCCGGACCUGGAGGGUCACGAGUUGCUGUGCAACCACCUCGCGCCCAAGCUGAAGGGCCGCCCCAGGGGCAAGCGGAAAAAGAGGAGCGUCUCCCCCGGAUCCGAGAGCAACGAGUCGGAGUGCUCUGUGAUCACGACCUUCACCGCCAAGUCGAAAGCGUCUACGUGUCCGAGCAACGCCAAAAACGGUUUUUGCUUGGAGAGUUCCGCGCCUAGAAGAAGUACAAGAUCCUCGGAUAACAGCGACACGAAAGAGUUCCUGAAAAAACUCACUUCCUUCAUGAAGCUGAAGAGGACACCGCUCGGUAGAACGCCCUGUUUGGGAUCGAAAGAAAUUGAUCUCCACGAUUUUUACACUAAAGUACAAAAAAUGGGCGGGUACGACCUGGUAACAUCCAAUCGCCAAUGGAAGAACGUUUCUGACGACAUGAGCGGUCAGCAGAAUUCCGGAACAGCUACUGUCGUCAAAAGACACUACGAAAGGUUCUUGUUACCGUACGAACGUCACGUCAGGGGCGAAGAAUACAAACCUCUACCCGUGUCCGAAAGACGAAGACUGAAGUCUAAAUCCGCCAAUAACGCCACAAGAUCUGAAACAGAUUCCCCACCUUCAGCCUCCGUAGAAAAACCGCCGAAACCGCCAAGCCCGCAAGAUUCAAAGGAAACCAACGGAAACGUCAAACAGGAACCCAAAGUUUCGUCGCUGAGGAGCGUGAGGGUCAAGCCGGAACGACAGAAGGACAAAUUCGCCAAAGUUGUCAAAAUGGAGGAGAUAACGACCGAUAAGGACGGUCUGGAGAACAUCAAGGUCGAGAACGGAUCCGCCAUCGAGGUGACUAGAGUGACCAAAGAGGAGGAUAAAAGGGACGAAAACGAAGCGUCGGUUAAAAUUGAAGAAGCUACCGAAGAAAAACCUCCAACUGUAUCAAUAAUAAAAAGGGAAGUUUCGCCUUUCGUUGAAAACCAGGAGGGCGAAAUCGAGGAUGGUAAAAAAGGGUUGCUGGUGCUCAACGUACCCUGCAAUCCUUCGGAUGAAAACGAUCAGAAGGUACCCAGUCUCGAGAAUAUAAAACAGGAGUUGACGGAGAAGAAUUCGUUGAACACAACUUUCAUCGAUGAAUUAAGAAAGGAAAAGUUGGAUAUAUUGAAAGAGGGCGGUUUGGAGGUUACUCCAGUUUGUUCCCUUGUUCCUAAAGACGAUACGAAAGAUUUGUUCACCCCGAAGAAAGAGACUCCUUCACCGGUGGAACGUCUACCCAUCAACAUACCCCAGUCGUUGAACAUCAGCAAGGUGACGAUACAACAAGGAACGAACAACAAAUCUGUCACCAUUUUUCCAUAUCCGGAGAAGACUGAUUCGACGACACCACCCAAAGUGGUCCAGUCCAGAUCCAUUUACUCCUACUCCGAAAAAACUGUUUACGGGAACCCUAAAGACUGCCUAGUGAAUAGUUACACUGUACAUACGCCCAAAGCUCCUGUGAACCUGAUGAAACCGACCGGUGGGGACCUCCUGGAUUUAACCGUGGCCAGUCCGCAGAAACCCAUGUUCGACACCAGGGUUCCUAGUGUACCUUCCACAGCCACCUCCUCGUUCAACUUUAACACCCCCCGGAAAGUGGUGAAAGCCGCCAAUUUACCGAUUUUCGAGGGUAGGAAGUUGGGGUCCAACCUGGAGAUCACACUGGUGGACUCCAAGCAAAAAGUCCAGGUUUCGAGGGAACCGGAGACAACCAGACUGAGAAAAAACGAUUAUUCCUUGUAUAAAGUUCCGAACAAACCUACCAGCACCGAGAACAAAGUGAGAAAGGGGGAGGAGAAUGGGGAUCACGUUAAACCCUCCACAUCGAGCAACAACAACAACCGGGGUAAGAGGCAUAGGGAGGAGACCGAGACCAACCAGAUGGUUAACAAACGUCCCAAUAAUAAUAAUACUCAGGGUAAGACUGUGGCGGAGGCUGCUUCGAACCCCAAGUAUUUCCCCCAAGGCGUCCAGUUCCCCCACUAUUUAUCCCAGUUUUACGAGGGUAACAAGGGGGUUUCUCCAUACUUCCCCAUGAUCGAUCCCCUGUUGUAUUCGGCCGCUUUACAAAGUUUGUACCCCCAAACCUCCUCCCCCCUUCUUCAGUUCACGUCGCAGGAACAGUUGAAAUUGUACACCGAACUGAUGGCCCAACAGUCGAGGGUCUCAUUCCCCUUCCGGCUACCCACAGAUGAAGAAUUUCCGAACAAUAACAAGAAGUAAUGGGAAUCAAUUUAGUAUCUUCGAAGUGUUGUUUUCCUUCUUUCUUUUUGAGUAAAAGUGAAACUUUUUAUCUUAGACGAGUUAAAUCAAAGAGGUUUAUCUUGGAUGUGAUAAUUUCGUUGUUGAAUCGGGACUAUCCAAAUUCUAAACAAGUUCAAGACAAACUCCUUGUAAUAAAAAUCCCCCCUGCCCCUAAAAGUUUAAAAUAAUUGUAGAUAAAUGUUUAUUUUCUGUUAUAAGAAGAUCUUUUUAUUUUUUUUCUAUAACACGUGUUUUGGAUAGUAACCUUAUAUUUUUGCACCGUUUUGUCUUUCUGCUAAAUUUGAUGUGAAGCUGUUCUCGAGGGAUCAUAGCACCUGAAUUUUUUGUUUUUUAUUAUUUGUUAAUUCUAUUCGGAUACAGUCUAUCAUGGAAUAAAAUGUGAUAUUUCUGAGAAACGUGUGGGCGCCAUCUCUUGAGACGACUCAAGUUGAAUAUUUUAAUUCCGUUGGAAACAACCGAAAUUUUUUUUUUGUUCAGUCCCAGUGACGAAUUGAGUAGAUCUGAAAUAUUCAAUCAAAAUGUCUGCGUAGAGUACCUGAGGAAAUGUUUAAAGUUCUGAAUCGACUAACAAAACAAUUACGGUACCCCCCAAGGAAAAAGUUGGCUUCACAGUAAAUUCAAAUAUGAUCGAAAUUCCCAAUAAAUCAUUGUUUGACUGCAUAUUGCCUCCUUGUUUGAGUUUUAUAACGUGUUGAAAAACGUUAGGCCAGAAUGAAAUUUUUAUCUGUGAUUGUAUUAUAAUAUACCAAACAUUUGUAACUUGUACAGGAAUUCUAUAUUUUCUUGACAUGGUCAAAUACAUUACGUUCUGUAAAUAAUAUUGUAAAUAUAUACCAAUCACUUUUUUAUUAACAUUAUAUGUUAGUACACUAUGUUAAAUCAUUGCCAUUAUAAAUAAAUGAAUAAUAUUA